UUCAAAAAGGCGUCUCACAUGCAAACUAACUGAGGGUGGACGACGAUGGUGAUGGCUGCAACCUGACGACAUUGAGAGCUUCCGAAUCGCCACGAGCAAAGUACCUUUAUUAUUAUCCUCCUCCUCCUUGCUUCCAUCAAGGCUACUACUAGUAGUGGCUCUUUCCUCCUUCCAUUCGUUGGAUACCCCACAGCUACCUCCUCGAACCAACUGUUCGCUUUUUCCAUAAUCCGACCCUCCGACCACCAUCUUCGAGUUUUGUGCAUUGCCAACUCCCACUACCGUCAAAGAAGUUUCUGGGGUGAUAGUUGAGUAGCAAGGCAGGGAGAGGGAAUCCGUGUCUUUGCAAGUUCCGUAGCUGGGCUGUCUAUCUAUCUGUUCUCUUCUAGCUUGAUUGAUAGAAGCAAGCAAACCAUGAGGAAUCCUCUCAAGAAGAUCACCAAGAAGAUCAAUUUUCGGUUGGCCAGCAAUGCCGCUCAACACUCCAAUUCCAAGACAAGCAGCAGUGACAAGGGAGAUGGGAAAGCCACCACCAGCAGUAAAAAGAAACAAGGCACCAGCCGGGCCAUGUACAAUCGAAGUCACACGGAAUCAGAGCACGACGAUCCCCUAUUCAACAAUCGCUCCAGUAAACUGAGGCUGGCACUGGCAGAAAGCAAAAAGAAUGCCAAUGCUGCACAACGAGCCACUGCUGCUGCGGAUCAACCCAAGAAGAAGAAAAAGAGUCGCAUGGGCUUUGGGACUAUGGGUAGUAGUCGCAAGACAAAUCCCGACAAGGCAGAGAAUGAUAACCAACAACACAAGAACAGCAGCCAAGACAACAACAACAACAAACAGCAGCAGGACACUCUUUUAGGUCCAGCAUCAUCCGAACGAGCCCCCAAAUCAGUCGAACAAUCACUUCCAGCAACAACAUCCAGUGAGGAUAAGACUCCACCUCGACGAACUCCUUCUUCCUCCAAAUUUGAUGCUCCCACUGUUUCCUCGCAACAAAAGAUGCGUGACAAACGCGACCCCCACUUGGAACGAAUCGCCAAGGCAGCCGCCGCACUCGACAAUACUGGAAAUGAAAUGUUUGAACGGGGAGAAUACGACAAGGCCAUGGCACACUACGUCAAGGCACUCAAACUCAAGAAUCGAACACUGGCAGGGUCGCAACAAUUGGAUGAAUUGGGGAAUCCAAUAAUAACUGCGCCACUGCCAGCAGCAGUAGACAACAAACCUGAUGAAAAAGAACCAGCCAAGAAGAAGGAAGAACCGGAAGUCCAGAAGGGAUCCGAUGAUUUGUGGGUAUCCGUGGCAACGUCCAUUAACAAUAUUGGCUACUUGAGACAACAAUCCGGUCAUGCGUCGGCAGAAGAAACCAUGCAGGCCUAUCAAAACUCGUUACAAAUCAAACGACGUGUCCUGGGAAAAGAUAAUCUGAGUGUGGGAAAGACGCUUAACAAUCUGGGCACGGUACACUACUUGAAACGGGAAUAUGAUCAGGCACUGCAAGCCUAUCGAGAAGCACUGCAAAUCAUGAUGGCAACGCUGGGGCCCGAUCAUUUGGACGUGGGAACCGUUCAUAGUAACAUGGGUGAUGUCUUUUGGGCACAAUCGGGUGAUGCAUCGUCGAAAGCAGCCAAACAACAACGACGAGGCAAUGAUAACAACAACAACAAUUCGCCGCAAGAUAUUUAUCAAGCCAAUCGGGAUGCGGCGCUGAAUCAUUACCGACAUUCGCUGGAGAUUCGAUGGGAAGAACUCAAGGAUCACAAGGAUCCCAAAAUCAUUCGAUUGUUGGAGAAAAUUGCUGCACUAGAAAUGGGAGAAUCAUUCCUGGCAUUGGUGCAGAACAAUCACCGACAUCGCAUGUCGCCCAAGAAAAGGGAUGAUGCCAUUGAUGAGGAAGAAAAUGAUACCACGGAUUCCACCGAUCCGGAUGAAGCCAUUGAAGCGGAAGCCAGCGAGCGUCCGGUGCAGCAAGAACUGCAGACGUUACACCAGGAAUUACAGGAGGAUGUCAAGGCGUUGGAUAUGAUGGAACGGAAAAUGGCAAUUGACAUGGUCAAAGACAAGCUGAGACUGAUUCGAGAGAUGAAAAAAUUAUCCCUCCUCAACAAGCCGUUGGAUGAAAUGAGCCUUGCCAGCGGAGCAAUCACACCGAGGAUCAAAGUGCAACCACUCAGUCCGGUGGAGAGAAAUGAAGCAUUGUGCGCGGUGAAGGGUAGAUUGCAACAACUACGAAUUGCUCGAAUUCAGGAACCAGACAUUAUGAGAAGGCACACACUGUGUGUCCCCAGUGACUUGAAGGAAGCCGACCAAUCUCCAGCAAAUUACGUCAUGAGCCAAAGAGCCCAGCAACUGUUGAACCGAACAUUGCUUCAGAAGCCUGCUCUCGCCGGCAUCAAGCCGUCUCCCACUGUGAGUGAAUUCGAGGAACUGCAAAAGUUCUCAUUCUUCAAUGUAGAGCAUCACGAGAUUGAUAUCGGUGACGACGAUGAUUCCGUGCUCAGCGACAUUACCCGAUCGACAACACUGAGCGUGAGCCGAAGAGGACGCCAAAACUUGAACGAAGGUAUGGAUGCCCUGCGAAGUCACCCCGUUCCCGCCGCACAGGGUAACUCCAACCAUUCGUGGAUGGUUCCGACAGCCGCUCCUUUGGAGACAUCCGGGGUUAGUUCCCCUCCCGCGACUCCGCUGCCUGCUGCUUCCAUGGCAGCUUUCUAACUCAACAAUUGAGUUUUUCAUUAUCGUGAACUAACUAGUCUACAGUAACGAGAGAAUCCUACAUGAUUCUUCAAGUGCUUUCGUCAAUC
Messenger RNA from Seminavis robusta, 2801 nucleotides. NCBI's taxonomy places the organism in Eukaryota, Bacillariophyta, Bacillariophyceae, Naviculales, Naviculaceae. The record is from the annotation of a GenBank genome assembly.